AAUAACAACUGCGCUACAUUUGGGCUGGUACUUGCAUGUCCCGUCAGAGUCGUUGAAGCUGUGAAAGUGAGGACGCAGCACGUCUGCUCUUCUACUCUUGAGAACAGCCUGCCCAGCUCCAAAUUGAUCGCAGGUACACUCCCUACACUCUGUACACUCUAAUACACUCUGGAUGGGGAAGGCAACAGAAAUUUGAAGUCAGCUUCAAAGUCGCGCCGAUCUGAUAGUAAGUUUCCCUCAACUUUCCGCCGACUGAUACUGGACCACUGCCCCGACCCCACAACCACGCGACCACGGUACAAGAGAUCGGAACCAAAUGCCAUAACCACAACCACAACCACACCAAACCACUGUCCAACUGUUGAUCUGCGCAGUUCAAAUUGGACCGAUCUCGACCGAUCUCUCUUCAAGUGCGCGCACUUUCUGGAGGCUCCGCUAACUUCCCACUCAAUAGGUUCUGGUCAUCAUAUUGAUGAGUUCAUAGGGCUCCUGAGAAGCUAGCUCUUCUCUUCAGCGCGACAAUGACGGCGGUAGCUGUACAGCACGCUGGUUCGCACCAACCACCGAUUUCUCAAACAAGUCCUCUGUCCUCCAACAUGCCUCUCCCCAAUAAUACACAAAGCUAUACGAGCCCUUCGCAUAUGCGGCAGGAGCCACCCCUUCAAAAUGGCACUUCAGGUCCUGUCAAUCCAAGACCAGCUGUCAGUAAUGACCCUGUCCAGCAUGUACCCAUAGUCAACGGAAAUCAUACUUCCCAAAUGGGAGUUGAUUCACAAGCAGAACCGACCUCAAAUCCCAAUAUACCACUGAAAGGCAACGAUGCGGUGAAGGGUCGCCGGGCUUCCUUACAAUCGCGACCAACCUCAGCACCUGGAUCUAACGCAGAGAAUGAGCAAGAGGGAUCCGAUAGAGAUAAGAAGAAUCAGAAACCAAAGGCCUUGGUGCGAUCAAAGAGUGAUUUUGGUCCGAGAGGAGAGGAAGCAAAUGCAGCAGCACAAGAGGAGGAGGAGUGGCAAGGUUGGGGCGCGCGACAUGGAUUUGAAGACCAUUAUGCUUCGGAAGAGUAUGUUUCGCAGCUUGCAAAUGUAGGUAUUUUCCUUUUUUAUAAAGUUCUAGACUUGAAGCAUGCAGCUCCAGGGACUGCCAAUCGGGUAGUACCCGCCCAUGCAUCUCUAGAUCUGGGAGACAAUAGCAACCACUGCUAUUGUGUCUUCGGAAAUGAGCGAAAGAAUGGAGGAUUCACCACAGGUUGACAGCCUCAAAUCCUUCUCUGCUAGCACCCAUGUUGACCGCCAUGUCUGGGACCAACUAGACCAGUGAUGUGGUCCCUUGAUCAGGUCAUUCAAGGAUACCAGCGCAGGGCGUCGUUGCUGUGUUUCUAGGAAAAGUUGCGAGGACCAUUAUAGAAACGAAGAAGCUGACGAGAAAUUACAGAAUUGGUACAUGUACUUUACCGACAAGAGACAUGAGACGGCGGGAAAUCCAAAGGCCUUAGGCUACGAACUCCAAGACUGGCGAAUGAAAGACCGACUGAAGACCGUUUCUGCGGCACUAGCGAUUUGUCUGAAUAUCGGCGUUGAACCACCAGACCAGCUCAAAACAGUCCCAGGAGCAAAGCUAGAGGCAUGGCAAGACCCAACCCACCCUCCUGUUCAAAAAGCACUUGACACCAUUGGAAAGUCUCUACAGGCACAAUAUGAGACCCUCGCCAUUCGAACCAGAUACAAGCAAUACUUGGAUCCUUCCGUAGAAGAGACCAAGAAAUUUUGCGUGUCCCUCCGACGAAAUGCAAAGGAUGAACGAGUUUUGUUCCACUACAACGGUCAUGGUGUCCCAAAGCCAACCGCCUCGGGAGAGAUUUGGGUCUUCAAUAAGAAUUACACUCAAUACAUACCAAUCUCUCUUUACGACCUCCAAACAUGGCUUUGUGCCCCCACCUUUUUUGUAUGGGAUUGUUCAGAUGCAGGCAACAUUCUCAGCAAUUUCAAUCGCUUCGUUGAUAAGCAUGAGCAAGAAGAAGAGGAAGCCUUGGCCAAGGACCCUACAUACCCUGCAGUCAGCUUCAAACCAUAUAUACACCUGGCGGCAUGUGGUGUGAAGGAGAGUCUCCCAACCAAUCCCCUUCUGCCUGCAGAUGUGUUUACGUCUUGCCUGACCACUCCAAUUGAGAUGGCCUUGUGGUUUUUCGUGUUACAGAAUCCUUUACCGUCCCAACUCACACCCGAACGAGCCAAAAAGCUGCCUGGUAGGCUGCAGGAACGAAGAACACCACUGGGAGAAUUGAAUUGGAUCUUCACUGCGAUCACAGACACCAUAGCUUGGACGACUCUUCCUAGACCACUCUUCCGCAAAUUCUUCCGACAGGAUCUUAUGGUAGCCGCUCUGUUUAGGAAUUUUCUCUUGUCUCAACGAAUCAUGGGCGCAUAUAACUGCCAUCCUCAGUCUUAUCCAGAACUGCCUGAUACCCACCAACACCCCCUAUGGGAGAGUUGGGAUCUUGCGGUUGAAAUGGCUCUUGCACAAUUGCCUAUGUUGGAGGAGAAGGAGCAAGGUCUUCGUGACUACGAGUUUCAAAAUUCAAACUUUUUUUCGGAACAACUUACCGCUUUCGAGGUCUAUCUUACUCAAGGCGCCAUUGAGCACAAAGCACCAGAUCAACUCCCCGUUGUUCUUCAAGUCCUUCUCAGUCAGCAACACCGAGUGAGAGCUCUUAUCUUGCUAGGAAAAUUCCUUGACCUUGGACCUUGGGCCGUCAACCUAGCUCUCAGUAUCGGCAUCUUUCCAUAUGUGCUCAAGCUACUUCAAUCCGCCGCCCCUGAUCUAAAACCAGUGAUGGUGUUCAUAUGGACUCGUGUCUUGGCUGUUGAUCUGACUUGCCAACAAGACCUUUUGAAGGAUUCCGGUUACACCUAUUUUGCCAACAUAUUGAAGCCAAAUGAAGGCCUACCUGUUGUGGAUAGUCUCGAACACAAGGCAAUGUGCGCCUUCAUUCUUGCCAUGCUUUGCAAUGGUUACAAGCAGGGACAGAUGGUCUGCAAUCAGAGUGAAAUUAUGACGCACUGUUUGACGCACCUUCAAAACUGCGAGAACCCUCUCUUGCGACAAUGGGCAUGCUUGUGUAUAAGCCAACUUUGGGCUAACCUUCCUGAGGCAAGAUGGCGAGGUAUCCGGGAAAAUGCCCCUACAAAACUGUGCACUCUAGUGCAAGACGUCUGUUGCGAGGUUCGGGCGGCUAUGCUUUAUGCUAUGACCACAUUCUUGGGAAUUCCAGAUUUGACCGAUGAAGUUGCGCGCGUUGAGGAGGCGAUAUCCUGGACUAUCAUGGAACUGGCUUACGAUGGCAAUGCUAUGGUCCGCAAAGAGCUGCUGGUGUACUUCUCGAAGCUCAUCCGACGAUAUGAGAACAAAUUCUUUGUGGUUGCAUAUGAGCAGCUUGUCGAGGAACGGGACUACCGCCAGUCUCCUCCUCCAGAGGAUGGCCUUGAUUAUAAGAUGGGCCUUCACUAUGCAAAGGCAUCCAAUCGAAAUCGCGAUGGUACAAUCAAGGUUGCCGCGCAGGGAUUUGGCCACAACUCCAUUUUCGCCACUGUAUGGAAGCAUGUUCUGAUUAUGGCUGUUGACCCACAUCCAGAGGUGCAGCGUAACGCAACUAUCAUUGCCGAUUGGGUACAUAGCUCCAUGCUGCAAUCACCACUCGGUCGAGCCGCGCAAACAGUUAUAGAUGACAUCUAUAGGCGGGCACCCAGACCUGCUACGGCCAACCAGCAGGCAAAUCAGCGACCUGUCACGCCGAAGCACCAGGACUCGCCAUCAUCCGGCCCUAACUUUCAACCUGGACUUCUCAAGCGAACGGCUAGUUAUUUGUUCACCCUCCCAUUUGGUGGCUCUUCUGAUAAUACCCCUAAUGACUCUGGUCGAAAUCAUCCUAAAUCAACAAAUCAACGAAAUUCUCUUCCAUUGCGGAGUAGGCUUCCUGCUGAUCCAGAUCCAAACGACAUCGCUGCAACUCCCGGUACCUAUCAUGCUGCUAGAGAGCCUGAUUCUGGUGGUUUCACUCCUCGUGAUAUGUCUGUGCCUCCCCAGCUGCCACUACAAAGUACCUUCUUGGAAUGGUCCAUUGAGUAUUUCCGUGAGCCACAGAUGAAGCCUAAUGAAGCGGAAGAACCUGGUAGUACCGACUAUAAUGAACGUCUUUGGCGACGAUCUCGAAAUGAGGGUAUCCUUCGUGACACUCAACCGCAAAAGGAGACGGCCGGGGCAGGAAAGUGGACCAACCCGGCUGGUUUCUUCAACAAUCAGAGUCAACCUUCGAAGAUGACGUUCCAUCAAUUUGAAGACCAUCUUGCUGUUUCUGAUGACCGAGAUACCAUCUGUAUUUGGGACUGGAAGAAACAGGACAAGUUAUGUCGUUUUUCAAAUGGCAAUCCGGAGGGCUCCAAGAUCAAUGACAUGCAGUUUAUCAAUGAAGAUGACCAGGCCUUCCUACUUACUGGAUCGUCUGAUGGAGUUAUCCGGAUAUACCGAAAUUACGACUCUGAUAAGAAAAUCGAAGUUGCAUCUGCUUGGAGAGCUCUGACGCACCUUACGGCUGCCUCUGCUAAUUCAGGUAUGGUUCUUGAUUGGCAACAAGUUUCUGGGAAAUUGCUCGUGGCUGGCGAUCGGAGGGUCAUCAGAGUUUGGGCAGCUGCACCUGAGAUGUGUAUAAUAGACAUUCCCGCUCGAUCAGCUGCUGCCGUGACCUCGUUGACUUCCGAUCAAAUGACCGGCAAUCUCUUCGUUGCAGGAUAUGGUGAUGGGGCGCUGCGUGUGUUUGACUUGCGUAUCAAGCCCGCCGAGUCAAUGGUCAAGAAAUGGAAGGAUGAUGCGGAUCCAAACUGGAUUAAGAGUGUGCACAUGCAGCGAGGAGGACAACGUGAGCUUGUUUCAGCAAGUCACAAUGGAAAGGUGAAGCUAUGGGACAUUCGGAUGGAUAAGCCUUUGAAAGUAUUCCGUACGACCAACGAUGGCUUGAAGACAGCUAGCACCCAUGAGCAUUGCCCUGUCUUUGCUGUGUAAGUUCUACCUUCUUUGCGUCACAUUACCUCAUAACUUACUUGAAUUCUAGUGGAACCGGCAACCACAGCGUCAAGGUCUUCAACUUCGAUGGCAAAGAGCUGUCACGGGUCGAGCCAUACUCGGGCUUCCUCCACCAAGUUCGACAAAGUGCCAUCUCAGCAACUUCCUUCCAUCCUCAUCGCAUGAUGUUGGCUUGCGCAGCCAGAGGGGAUAACCAUGUCAAUCUGUUCACUGUUGCCGAGAAGAAAGGGCCUCUACCGGAUUAUGUUAUGUGAGCGUUACACGGUGGUAUCGUUCAAUUUGAUUGAUAAGCGGGGGGUGCGAUUUGUUUUUUGCGCCAAUGCGGAUUUACCCAGGAGUUUAUGGCACAGUGAAUGUGCGAGGUUUGCUUUUUAUUGAGCGUUAGGCCCCUACAAGGGAGAGGCUUGCAUUGAGAUGAAAGAUUUGGCGGCACUGAACCCGGCUGAUUGAUUUGACGAGGGGUUGGGGUGUCUACUUGCCUUGCGCCUAUGCUGGUGGGCUGGCUGGCUUCAUCUGGCGCUUCAAAGCUGGGCUGGCUACACCUACAUAUGAUGGUGCAGUAAUGAUUAAUUUUUCCGAUGGUUUGUUUUGCGGUGUUUGUAUAGUACUGGACCGACGGUUGGUACAUCAGGGACGUGCGAUCUUGUUAAAGCAUGGCAUAGCGAGGGAUGAUGCGCUUCUAAUGCAAAUCAUAAUUGCAAUUCUCUUGUAGCUAUGGGGGGACGAUUCUCGCAAGGUCUGCUUCUUUUACCAUGUAGAUGUAGAACUCAAAUAUUAGAUUAUGGAAAAAACUUGCC
Hymenoscyphus albidus is the source of this 5873-nucleotide messenger RNA. The record is from the annotation of a GenBank genome assembly. NCBI's taxonomy places the organism in Eukaryota, Fungi, Ascomycota, Leotiomycetes, Helotiales, Helotiaceae.